ACAAGCCGGCCGGCAAUUCCAUUGGGACUUAUUCAUUCGAAAUUAGAAUACGGUUGACCGCGCGCGCUUUCCGCGCCUUUUUUAACGGCUACGAUUCGAAACAAAAAAAAUAUGAUUUCAAUUUAUAUUUAAACUCUUUUAAAUUGUGAUAAAUUCACUUAUAGGUUUUAAAAUUAUUUUUUAACUGGCCGUUUAAUUUUUUUUUAAUUUAUCCAAAAUGCUUAAAUACACAGUAAAAAAGUAUUGCUCGGAGGGAAGUAAAUUUCAUCAAAUUGUUAUGGUGGUUCUAAUGGUGUUACCAGUUUUCUCCUAUGGCACAGCGAUCGGAUGGCUCUCUCCGAUGGGUCCUAAGCUCAUGUCCGAGGACACUCCGGCGGCUGAACCAGUACAUCAGGAUGUGAUAUCUUGGAUGGCUUCAGUUCCUUACCUGGUUGGAACACCGGCUGUCUUUUUGUUCGGAUUUAUUGUAGAUAAUUUUGGAAGGAAGAAAGCUUUGAUGCUUACAUCUUUGUCUAUGGCGGCGUGUUGGUCUUUGAAGAUCUAUUCUACUUCAACAUGGGCGUUAAUAUUAGCUCGUGCGAUAGUCGGGUUCGGCGUGAGCGGAUCGUAUGUGGUCACUCCCUUAUAUAUCAAGGAGGUCAGCGAGGAUUCCAUCAGGGGCACCCUUGGGAGCCUGGUCAUCUUGUCCCAGAACCUUGGCAACCUGCUGGUCUACAUCGCUGGAGAAUAUCUCUGCUAUAAUACUACGCUGUGGAUAUGUCUCUCCGUGCCCUUGAUACAUUUGCUUCUCUUCAUCACAAUGCCUGAAACACCAUCUUACCUCCUUAAAAGUGGAAAAGUUGAUGAGGCUCGCGGGGCAUUGGCGUGGCUACGUUGCCGGCAGCCGGGUGAUGCAGCGGUGGACUCCGAAUUACAGGCCUUACUGCUAGAAAUGGAGCAGGACAAUUCUGUAAAAUUCUUCGAGGUCCUCAAAGUUCUGAUAUCCGAUCGGAACACAUUCCGUGCUUUCCGUAUCACGCUGACGAUAACGCUGGCUCGGGAGUUGUGCGGCUGUCUGGCUGUACUGCAUUUCGCGUCUCUAAUCUUCAACCAGGCGAGCGGCAGCUGGGUCCUCAACGCCAACCAGCAAGCGACUCUACUCGGUGUGGUGCAACUCAUUGGCUCCUGUACCGCCUCUACUUUGGUCGAGAGGACUGGCAGAAAGCCACUGUUAGGGACGACGUGCUUGGUAUCCGGCGUGUCUCUCGCAGUUCUGGCGGGAUGGUUCGCGGUGCGGGCGGGCGGAGCGGCAGUGCCUGUCACGGCGUUAUGUCUCUGCAUCUAUUGCGACGCGGCCGGCCUACAGCCUGUACCCUUCGUUAUCAUGACUGAGAUGUUCUCAUUCCAGUUUCGUGGAACCGUGACUUCAAUAGUGAUCGCGUUCGCGUGUGCUUUGGUCUCCAUCGAGCUGAGGGUCUUCCAACCUCUCGCCGUCUCUAUCGGUCUGCAUUUUGUUUUCGGCUGCUUCGCGAUGGUCUGCCUCAUCAGCACUGUGUACAUCGUCUUCUGUGUCCCGGAGACCAAGAUGAGGACGACGGAGGAGAUAUACGCAGAAUUCAUGGGAAAAGGCAAAGAGAAGACCAGGGAUUGUGAGGCCUCUGUGACUAGAUUGUAGAUUUCAUUUACUAACCAUCUUGCGUUCUUUUAAGCUUGAAUCUUUGUUUUAUUGAGAACAAUGGGUGAAAGGACA
Molecule: messenger RNA, 1729 nt
Organism: Papilio machaon (common yellow swallowtail)
Lineage: Eukaryota; Metazoa; Arthropoda; Insecta; Lepidoptera; Papilionidae
Product: facilitated trehalose transporter Tret1-like
Exons: 7
Coding region: 218-1654 (478 amino acids)
Biological process (GO): transmembrane transport
Cellular component (GO): membrane
Molecular function (GO): transmembrane transporter activity
Source: RefSeq, a predicted model, not a curated record